This is a messenger RNA of Ilex paraguariensis (yerba mate), 1206 nucleotides long. The record is from the annotation of a GenBank genome assembly. Lineage: Eukaryota; Viridiplantae; Streptophyta; Magnoliopsida; Aquifoliales; Aquifoliaceae.
AUGUUUGUACCUUUGAGACGAGUCUUGCCUGUGAUUAUAGUCACUAUACUGUUGAUAUACGAUGACCGAGUCUCUAUACCGUCGUGCGAUGUGGUACCUGCCGUCGAUCACGAGGGGGGACUCGUGGAUGAACAAAAUCAUCCGGAGGAUCUGAAGGUGAUGUUGGUGGCGAAUUUGCUACUCUUGGGGUCCGAAGCGGGUUGGGCGAACAUCUGCUUCAGAGAUUAUCACUUGUCCAAAUUCUUUAGGAAAUCAUUUGAAAUCUUGAGGCCUGAUAUGCUGCUUGUAUUAGGAGAUGUUUCUGCCAGAGGAGCAGAUUUGAGUAGAAGUAAGUGGUCAUCUGUGGUUCAGCAGUUUCAUGAGUUGAUGGGCCCAUUUCUUAGCCUACCUUUUCAUGUUACCCUUGGGGAUAGGGACAUCGGGGAUUGCAGUGGGCUAAAUGCAGAAUCUGUUAGUUGGAUAGCGAGCAAUUUCCCAGGAUUGGAUUCAGCUGGUACUGGUGCCUUUGAAAUCAGCAACAUUAGCUUUGUCUCACUCAAUGCCGUUGCAUUGGCUUGCAGCAACAAUGCACUACGUUUUAGUGUUGAAAAAAUAGUGGAGAGAGAAAGCAUAGAAUUGCAAAUGGACGUUGAGCACACAAAAGAAAUGAUAAAUGAGUCUAGCAAAGUUGGGUUACCUUCCGUUGACGUUGGGUGGCGAGAGAAUGCCAUUACUUCUGGUUCUGGUCCUGUCGUCUUACUUCACUUUCCAUUGCACCAGAUUGCAAGCAACAACUGUUUGGGAGGCAACGCCUAUGAGGGAACAUCUACAUGUUUACAUGAGAAUGCAAAAACAUCGAAGCACAGGAGGCUUGUUGAAACGGGGCCAUAUGAGUUAUCACACACUCUCCCACCAAAUGCCACAGAAUACAUCUUUCAAGCCCUUAGGCCAAGAAUUGUUUUCAGUGCCCACACCCAUAGAUUUUAUGAUCACACUCAUUCAGACGGUACCCGUGAGAUCACUGUUCCUGCUAUGUCUUGGGAUGCCAGGAAUGACCCUGGUUUUGUUGUUGCCUCUUUCAAAAGGAAUGGAAGAGCGGUAACUGUCAGCCAUUGCACUCUUGCUAGGGAAUCUCAAGUAGUAAUUACUUAUGUUUCUUUUCUGGUUUUGUUUACAUCAACUAUGAUUUUAGUAAACAAACCACUUUUAACAUGUAAGGGAAGGUAA